GUGAAAACAGUUGUUUACUAUCUCUGUGUGAGUGUCCCAUGUUCCAAACGACCAUACGCCCUGGAAAAUGUGCCCGGGAAUUUUAAAGAUAUUCGAUACUGGAGGGUUAUAAAAACUGAACAUGUCGGAGAAGGAAGAAAACGACAACUUCGUGACAGUGCUGGCGGUGGGGGCAGAGCAACAGGAACCGGACAGCGAAAAUAUCAACUUUGAAUCGAACGGUCCAGGAUACGUCACGGUCCUGACAAUAGGGGAUACCGAAAACAACAACAAAGUCCUUAAGGACGUGACGGAGGAGGUGCUAGUAUACAGACUGCCUGGCGAGAGGCUGGGUUUUGGACUUAAGUUCGAGGGAGGCACUAAAGCGAAUGAAUUUGUCAAACGUUUGUUUAUACAGUCUUGUGCGGCGGAUAGUCCGGCGUCACGCGUGAAAAGUUCCUGGGGCAAACUAACCGAAGGGGACGAAGUACUAGAAAUCGAUUCCAUACCAGUGAAUACCAUGACGAGGAUCGACUGUGUCCGUUGUCUUAAGGAUUCCAACGUAGCUAUCAAACUCUUAGUCCGCCAUAGGUAUGAUAACCACAAACCAAAAAUGAAGUGUGAAGACGAACCACCUCAAAUUAUCGGUACGGAGGAAAAAAGAACUCCCCCAGCACCCCCGCCUGUGCCGCCAAGAAAAAUUCCCAGGAAACUACUAAAAAAUGCAAACCCAGUCCCCCCUAAAGAGAUACCAGAAAACCCACAAGACAAUUCCACCCCACCUGCAGCAACUAACAUUAAAUCGAAAAAGCUUCAAUCGCCUCGUAGCAGCAUCAAAUCUUAUUAUUCUCCUAACGUACCAAGACGAGACAGAAGGUUUUCUGACGGCAGUUUGGGACCACCCGAUGCAGAGGUGUAUGUAGAUUUAUUCUUACAAGAAUCCACGCAAAGCUUAAGCGAAUCCGACGACACUGGCAGUACGAUUUCCACAGUUAUAGAUCGUUUUGGUUCAUUCCCCACGACGACCACUUCAAGCUUCUCCGGGAGCUUACCAUCAACUCCCACGUCGAUACAAAGGCAAUUGGACAUAUCCAACAUCACCAUUUACGACGACGAAGACUCCACCACCACAAACAAACCUUCGGUGAAAUCACUAGUACAAAGUAAGGAAGAAAAUAAUAACAUUAUCGUGAAUCCGGUCGAGGAAGGCAGCCCUUCUUGUUUCCAAGACGCGCCGUUGAGUUAUGGCAAUGAAAGUACAAAGAUAAUUGUCCCUGAUGAGGUAGAUGAACCACCAAGUGAACAACCGGAAGAAAGCAAGCCCCCAGUGAAGAAACCACCAGUUCCUCCACGUGCGAGGGAUUCGGUGAAGAACACCGAAACUCCAAAAGAAGCUAAGAAUACCGAUUUACCCAGGCUCGUCGAUUUUGUCCCGAAAUCAUCAUCCAACGGCUUAAAAGAGAACAUCGAGAACUCCACAGAGAUAAUGAAAUUAUUCCUAGAAAACGAGAGGUACAAAUCGACCUACAGUGACUAUGAAACUGACGAAAACGAUAAUGUAGACACGUACGCCAAUGGAAUUGACAUCUACAGUUCGAAAUGGAGCCUUUCGUCUCAACUGGCUACAAUCGGUGAGGUUGAGGAAGAAGCAGGCUCGGAAAUUGGCUUCAACAGACCUUUAACUAAAACUACACCAGUUGUUAUUGUGGAAAAUGCCGACUGCAGCAAUGAAAGUGAAAAAAUCCAAUGCCAGAUCGAAACAUUGAACAAUAUGAACAGUAAAGAAGCAGAUGGAAAGAUGGCAACUCUCCCAAGUGACUCUAGACAGCCACCAGAUGGUCAUGAGUUUCCCGAUUUUAUAGAAAACACCGAAUCUGUGAAGCGCAGUCAGUCGUAUUUCGAAGAUAACGUGAAAAACAGACAUUCGGAUACAUUCACCCACAAGGAUACGUACCGGACAACGCUUGAAUUUCCCAUAAGACCUACUAACUUGAUCCUAUGCCAUUCGGUCAGUUCGUCGAACACUGACCUUCGCCCAAAAAUGUACGAUUCAACAGAAGACUUGAAAUACAGCGGAUUGGUACAAGAACCACCCACGAACCUACAUACGAGAUCUCAAAGUUUAAUAGACAUGUCAGCCUUGUCGAAGCAGAAAAAUACCAAGUGGAACGUACUGAUGGAACAAAGGAGAAAAGGACUUUCGAAAUUGAAAGGUCUUGUUAUACCCGAAGCCUCAGAAAGCGAUAUACUACCCUCAGUUAGCAUACCAGAAAUAAAGAGCCAGAAUACAGCGACCUUCGUGCCAGUACAAAAAGUAGAUAAUAAUGUUAGUACGCAAACGUUUUCCUCGAGUUAUAGUGAUUAUUCGAUUAAGCCCUCGGUACCCCCUUGGCCUGUAAUCACAAGUAAUAACAUUCCAAAAUAUUCCCCAGCGUUUAAACGAAGGAGUCUUCAGGUGUAUCCAACGAGUAUCAGCAAGAACGGAACAAGUGACUACACAUCCCAUAGCGACCUGAUCAAGUUCUACGACAAACCUAGUUCCAAAACCUACAAAGCGAAUGAAGACGAUCUGAAUCCACCAAAAUCAUUGGAGAGUAUAUCGUCGCCGACUAGAUCAGAUUGCAGCUUCGACUACGUCAGCUCUACGAAGAGAUACAUCAGAGAUUCCUUCGGCAAGUCACUCCAAAGCAAGGAAGACGAAAGUGACAACGACUCCGCUGUGAGUUCAAGUCAAUCCAGCUACAAUUCCAGGUUUUCUCCCCCGCCUUCCCCCACGCGUUCCUGCGAAUUGAACAGUUACAAAAACAAAUCGGAAGACGACGACAAAUUGAACAUCCAGAAUCGCCUCCUGAAACCUUCCAGCGUUGAGGCUAUCAACAGGAAAAACAUUUUAGCUUCGGCCAAAUGUAGAAGUGGUAAAGACUUGAAAAUUGGAUCUCCGGUCAUCCGAAGGAAGCAGGAAGAGAACCAGAAAAGCGACCAAUCUGAGACGGUCGAAAAACCAAAAGAAGAAAUUGUUCCAAAGCCGCCUGAAGCUAGAAUCUUGGAUAAAGUUAACGAUGCAUUUGCUGACGUCGAAAUGAUUUCCAAACAGAUCGAGAUUAAGGAAUCGACGAAAAAACCUAGCAAAAUCGAGGAAAUCGAAGAGGCUCCACAAAAACCACCACUGAAGAGCAACAUCACUCCGGCCAAACCCCCCACUUGUCCGGUUACGUCCAAAAACCAUACUAAGGAUUCGAAGGAAAACAAAUUCUCACCCUUGUACAAGACAUUCGAUAUCCGUUCCAGGCAAGCCAAGCCGAUCAACGUCAAAGCAUUAAAAGAGAAUUUCGAAAACUUCGGCUCGAAACCCCCUUGCCCGGCUGUCAAAAUACCGAUUUACAAGUCCCAGAUCGCUACGAAAAACGUGAAAGCGGAAAUCGCGAAGACGGAAAGUAAAAUUAUUUCCAAACUCGAGACUCCCGUAAAGAAGACUGAGAAGGUUGAAGUUAAACCGAAAGAGGCCAGGGUUAUUAAACAGGAGGAAGAGAAUAAAGUCAUAAAAAAAGUAGAAAAGAAUAAAGCGGACGCUAAAACUAUUACGUUACAUUUGGACAGUCUAGGGGGUAGUUUAGGCAUAACCUUAGCUGGAGGUACCGACUAUGAAAAUAAGGAGAUUAGUGUUCACCGAAUUCGUUAUGGCAGCGUCGCCUACCACGAUGGACGCUUAAAAAGGGGAGAUAAAAUUGUUUCUGUCAAUGGUAAAAGUACCAGUAAUUUAACCCACGACGAAGCUGUUGAAUUAUUAAAGGAGCCUGUUACUGAAUUUGUCAUAGAAAUGGAAGAAGGGAUCGAAAUAGUGCCAUCUGCUGGUAGUAAUUUACAGCGUCGGUCGUCGUCGUUGUCUGUCCUAACUGACAUAAAAAGCGCCACUGCUGUUGAAGUCCCUGCCAAAAAGGCGAAUAACGUUAUUUCUUUCUUGAAAGAUGGUGCUGGACUUGGAUUCAGUAUUGAAGGAGGCAAAGAUUCCCCAGUUGGAGAUGUGCCAUUAAUUGUAAAGAAAAUUUUUACUGGAGGAGCAGCAGACAAAAACGGUCAGCUGAAAGUUGGUGAUGAGAUUCUUUUUAUAAACGACAUUAGUUUUUCAAAUUUGUCUAGAAUGGAAGCUUGGACCAUAAUGAAAAAAGUGCCGGAGGGUAACGUCAGUAUACAUAUUUUUAGGUAAAUUUCCCAUUGUAAGAAAAAAUCUUGAUUACUUUUUUUUAUAAAUUAUUAUCUUGCCAAAAUACUAAUUACAAAAAUUUGUACUUAUUUAAAUUAAAUACAUAUUUUGCUUUUUUCGUUAUAAUUUUUAUAUAUAUUUUAUAUACA
Anoplophora glabripennis (Asian longhorned beetle) is the source of this 4329-nucleotide messenger RNA. RefSeq lists its product as uncharacterized. Gene Ontology annotation, molecular function: protein binding. NCBI's taxonomy places the organism in Eukaryota, Metazoa, Arthropoda, Insecta, Coleoptera, Cerambycidae. The coding region runs from base 122 to 4183 and encodes 1353 amino acids. The transcript is spliced from 9 exons. The record is from RefSeq and is a predicted model, not a curated record.